AUGUUGCUGCUGCUGUUGCUGCUGCUGCUCGCUGCAGCAGCAGCAGCAGCAGCACACUGGCUGCUGCGGCGGCCAGGUCGUUUGGCGAGUCGCCCCCCGCAGCAGCAGCCGCAGCAGCAGCAGCAUGAGCGGCAGCAGCAGCAACACCAGCAGCAGCAGCAGCAACAACAAAAGAAGCAGCAGCCAGAGCUGCAGCAAAAGCAGCCUCUGCAGCAGCAGGGCUGCGAUGCCGCUUGGAGCAGCAGCAGCAGCAGCAGCAGCAGCAGCAGCAGCAAUGGCAAGGGCAGCAGCAUAAACAGCAGCAGGCUGCGUCGCCGCCGCACAUCAGAAGCAGCAGCAGCAGCAGCAGCAGCAGCAGCAGCAGCAGAAGAGGCAGGAAGCAGCAGCAAAGGGGAAGAAGACUCAUCUCACUCAGCAGCAGAGGAUACCUUCGACCCGAGUAGCAGCAGCAGCAGCAGCAGCAGCAACAGCAGCAGCAGCAGCAGCAGCAGCAGCGGAGACUUCCCUUCUGCAGCAGCAGCAGCAACAGCUGCUGCUGCUGCUGCGACGCGAGCUGCUGCAGCACGGGACGCAGCACUUGCUGCUGCAGAGGGAGCAGCAGCAGCUGCUGCUGCAGCUGAGGAGGCGGGCAUACGCAUGAGCGGCAGCAGCAGCAACACCAGCAGCAGCAGCAGCAAGAACAACAGAAGCAGCAGCCAGAGCUGCAGCAAAAGCAGCCUCUGCAGCAGCAGGGCUGCGAUGCCGCCUGGAGCAGCAGCAGCAGCAGCAGCAGCAGCAGCAGCAGCAGCAGCAGCAAAUGCGGCGCUUCUGCUGCUGCGGAGCAGCAGCAGCAGCAGCAGCAGCAGCAACACCAGCAGCAGCAGCAGCAGCGGAGACUUCCCUUCUGCUGCAGCAGCAGCAACAGCUGCUGCUGCUGCUGCGACGCGAGCUGCUGCAGCAAGGGACGCAGCACUUGCUGCUGCAGAGGGAGCAGCAGCAGCUGCUGCUGCAGCUGAGGAGGCGGGCAUAGACGCACAAGAACAGCAGCAGCAGCAGCAGCAGCAGCAGCAACCUGAACAGCAGCCUGAGCAGCAGCAGCAGCUGCCUGAGCAGCAGCAGCAGCAGCAGCAGCAGCAGCCUGAGCAACAGCAGCAGCAGCAGCAGCAGCAGCAGCAGGUAGAGUGUAGUCCAGCAGAAUGCGGCGCUUCUGCUGCUGCGGAGGCUGUGAAUGUUGUUGCAGCAGCAGCAGCAGAAGCAGUAGCAGCAGCAGCAACAGCGGAUGCAGCAGCAGCAACAGCAGAGGCAGCAGCAGCAACAGCAGCAACAGCAGCAGCAGCAGCAGCCAAUGAUGAGAAAGCUGCUGCAGAUGCCGCUGCUACUGCAGCAGAAGACAAAGAGGUUGAUGCAGCAGCAGCAGCAGCAGAAGCAGCAGCAGCAGCAGCAGAUUCAGCAGCAGCAGCAGCACCAGCAGCAGCAGCAGCAACAGCAGCAACCGAUGCACCGCAGUCUUCUGCCGCCGAGGAAGCAGCAGCAGCAACAGAAGCAGCAGCAGCAGCAGAAGAAGUAGCUGAAGCAGCAGCAGAUGCAGCAGCAGCAGCAGCAGCAACAGCAGCAACAGCAGCAACAGCAGAGGCAGCAGCAGCAACAGCAGCAACAGCAGCAACAGCAGCAGCAGCAGCAGCCAUUGAUGAGAAAGCUGCUGCCGAUGCCGCUGCUACUGCAGCGGAAGACAGAGAGGUUGAUGCAGCAGCAGCAGCCGCAGCAGCAGAAGCAGCAGCAGCAGCAGCAGAAGCAGCAGCAGCACCACCAGUGACAACUCCAGCCGAAGCAGCAGCAGCAGCAGCAGAUUCAGCAGCAGCAACAGCAGCAGCAGCAGCAACCGAGGCACCGCAGUGUUCUGCCGCCGAGGAAGCAGCAGCAGCAACAGAAGCAGCAGCAGCAGCAGAAGAAGUAGCUGAAGCAGCCCUGCAGCGGAAGCAGCAGCAGCAGCAGCAGCAGCAGAUUCUGCAGCAGCAGCAGCAGCAGCAGCAGCAGCAGCACCAAGAGCAGCAACAGCAGCAGCAGCAGCAGCAGCAGCAGCAGCAGAAGAUCCCCCUCGCUUCGAAGACAGCAGAAAGAGAAACAGAAGAAAUAGAAGUGCUGCUGGAUGCUAUAGAGGUAGAAGCAGAGCAGCUGCAGCAGCAGCAGCAGCAGCAGCAGCAGCAGGGCAACGAGCAGCAGGACGAGCAGCAGCAGCAGCAGCAAGAAGAAGAAACAUCCCAAGACCAGCAGCAGCAGCAGCAGCAGCAGCAGCAGCAGCAGCAGCAGCAGCAGCAGGAUCCAAGGGAACACCCUGCUGCUCAUCUGCUGCCAGCAGCAAAACUCCUAAAAUACAGAGAGCUGCUGCAGCAGCUGCAGCAGCACGACGAGAUGCAUGCAGUUAUCAAGAGCAACAGGGCUCUGUGUCACCUGCACUACAAAGAGUUUGAGGCGGCUGUGGCGGAUGCCUCGGACGCUAUCCGCGUAAACCCUAAAUAUGCAAAGGGUUAUCUCCGCCGCUUCCGCGGCUACGAGGGGCAGCAGAAGUGGCACGAAGCCCUCAGUGACUUAAACAAAGCCAUUGAGCUAGACCCUACACUCGCGUAA
Messenger RNA from Eimeria mitis, 2604 nucleotides. RefSeq names its product TPR domain-containing protein, putative. Gene Ontology annotation, molecular function: protein binding. The transcript is spliced from 9 exons. The record is from RefSeq and is a predicted model, not a curated record. Bases 1 to 2604 code for a protein of 867 amino acids. Lineage: Eukaryota; Apicomplexa; Conoidasida; Eucoccidiorida; Eimeriidae.